This is a messenger RNA of Epinephelus fuscoguttatus (brown-marbled grouper), 5175 nucleotides long. It is a transcript of the gene smcr8a, whose product is annotated as Smith-Magenis syndrome chromosome region, candidate 8a. The record is from RefSeq and is a predicted model, not a curated record. Gene Ontology annotation, cellular component: guanyl-nucleotide exchange factor complex. Lineage: Eukaryota; Metazoa; Chordata; Actinopteri; Perciformes; Serranidae. Gene Ontology annotation, molecular function: GTPase activator activity. The coding region runs from base 575 to 3397 and encodes 940 amino acids. The transcript is spliced from 3 exons.
AUGGCGUCUGUCUCUGGAUGUGAAAAUUACAUGUAGCGCUCCUGUCUGUUAAAGGUGUCACUGUCGCACCAGCGUCCCGUUUUACAGCCCAGAACACGGUAACGUGAUGAAGAGGAGGCGAGGAGAGAUGAAGGGGAGAAGGAGAGGAGCGCUUCACUGAUGCUGCUGAAUGUUUUUUCUCCUUGCAUAGCAUGAAUGGUCUGAUGUCUGCCCGGACUCUGAUUGGCGCAGGAUAAUUGCUUUUGUUAACAGAGGCAGUGAUUUGUAUUUCCGUGAAGGUGUUUGCUUUUAUUUUAUCUGACAAAUAUCAAGACUCUUGUUCUGUGGGCUCUCUUCAGCAGGGGCGCAGCUGGAUUUUGGGCCCACCCUGCUCUUGGACCCCCUUUUAAAAAUUAUAUAAUCAGCGUGAUUUUUGUGUGGGGCCCUCUCCCGCUCUUCUAACCUCACUAACAAAUGUGCAGCAGAAUGAUCAUACUGGCUACCCUCCACCGCUGUGCCCUGACUGCUGGUUUAUGACUGGUAACUGUGCUGCGCUGUGUGUUGUGUCUCUCAUGCCUUGCUCAACAACACCACUAUGAUAGGCUCACCUGACGUGGUGGCAUUCACUAAAGACGAUGAGUAUGGACAGACAACUCCCGACCUGUGGGCUCUGCCCGAGGAGUUCUCUGUCCCUCUCCAUCCGCUUGCUGACUCCAACCCCUGGGCUAAAACCUCUUACGCCAAGUUCACCAAAGACUUCAUCCUCAUCUCUGAGUUCUCUGAGCAGGUGGGCCCUCAGCCGCUCCUCACCAUCCCCGACGACCCCAAAGUCUGUGGCACCUUCGAUCUCAACUACUUCUCCCUGCGCAUCAUGUCAGUGGACUACCAAGCCUCCUUUGUGGGACACCCGCCUGGGAGUGGCUACCCAAGGCUCAGCUUUGUGGAGGACUCGAGGGUGGUGCUGGGUGACUCAAAGGAAGGGGCGUUCGCCUACGUUCAUCACCUCACGCUUUACGACCUGGAGGCGAGGGGCUUUGUUCGACCAUUCUGUAUGGCCUACGUCUCAGCAGAUGAAAGGAAGAUCAUGCUGCAGUUUCAGGAGCUGUCCCUGCGUUUCUCACAGGCCUCUGAGUGUCUGAAAGCUGGGAACAGGAGAGCGUUUGCCAAGGAACUCCAGAGGAAGCUCCAAGACCUGGAGUACACUCACUCCGUGCUGCAAAAGGAGGAGGGCCUGCAGAGGGAGGCGAGUCCUCAGUGCAUGUACUCCGCUCAUGCUGUCGAGAAAGCCAACGAGCUUGCGAACGUGGAGAAGAGCAUCUACGAACACAGAGACCUGCUGAGACAGAUCAGCUCCUACCAUCACCGCCCACGCCGCGAUCCUCAUGCUGUCACCUGUCAGAAGUGUGUCACUGAGUGCUUGAGCGAGUGCGAACAGCUGUUAGAGAAAUACGCCAAGCUUGCCAACCCCUUCAAAUACGCUGACAAAGAGGAGAAGGGGGAGGAAGGGCAGGGUCCAGUUGAUGAUGAAGGAGGUGAACAAGAAGUGGACGAGGAUGAAGAUGAAGUCAUUAAACGCAGGCCCUCCUACACGCCACAGCUGAUCAAAGCCAAGUCCGCAAAGUGUUUUGACAAGCGCCUGAAGACGCUGCAAGAGCUGUGUGACGAUACGUUCUACGAGGCCACUGUUGAGCUCCUGAAGGAGACUGAGAGGAGUUUCCGGGGAGACCUGUGUUACCUGCACACACGCCGCCUGGAGAGGGCGCUGUGCAGGAAACAGAGAGUUACCAACUUCCUGUUUGAGGAGGACCUCGGUGGUGAUGAUGAGGAGGACGUAGGGGGAACACUGAGACCAUUCUGUGCUGUGAACCAUGCUGUAGAUAACUUUACACUCUUAAAUCCACCUCCUAUUGUGCUGGGACCAGAACCUCUAGAGCUACAUGUCCUGGAGCCUCCAGACCCUCUCAACCGUACUCAAGAGAGUGAGCUCGGGAUUGCGGACAAUCUGGAGUCCUCCCCCUCGGACCAGACUCUGGAGACCCAGGAGAGCUCCGAGGAGACCAAAGGAAGCUUCAGCAGCGAUAAGAGCGGGGUGGGUCUUGCCGAGAUCCAACAGAAUCUAUCAAGUAUGAAGUCAGAAGCUCCUGAUCCUGAUUCUGACUUGACCCCUGACCCUGAUCAUAACACUGACCUGGAGAGGGAGAGCAGCAGUGAGGAGAUGGAGACCACUGCUGGGGAUGAUGACGGAGACGAGACACCUGUGUCUUUGCUGGAGGUGGUGUCUGAGCUGGAGGCUAGCAGGGAGGACGAGUGUGAUGGAGUUACUGACGGGGCUUGUGAGGAGGAGUCUGACUUGUUGGUUCCUUUAGAUACAGCAUGCUGUAUGGCCCAAGAGGGUUUCCUUUAUGAGGCUUCUGCCCCGGAGGCGGUGUCUCGUCUUGGCCAAAGCCCCCAGCCGCAGCCCUGUGAAACCCUGGUGGUCAACCAGGAGCCCCAGGCCCUCCUUCCACUACAGGAUGACUACGCGGUGGGUUCUCCAUGCUCAGACAGUCCUGCAGCUGGGCUCGAGCUGCCUGUCGGGCCCCUUGGAGAUGCGGUUUCCCGUACCUCAGUGGAGGAUGGGUCAGACUGUACCAUGAGUGCUUCUACAGGGUCUGAUCGGGCUGCUUCUCCUCUUGGCUAUGGGGGAGUGGUGACCCUGCGUCAGAGGAAGAAGGCUGGACAAGGAGCCUUGAGGUUUGUGCGACAGUACCCCUUUGCGAUGCAAGCUCUGUGGUGUCUGCUGAGCGGCAGGACCCUGGUGGUGCUCGGGGCAGAUGAGGGGAGAGUCCGCAGACUGGUUGCUGCUCUGGCCCUCUUCGUGCCUGGUCCUGGGAAGUGUGGUGAGAGGGUUCAAGCCUGGCUGUCCUGCUCCUUCACCCUUACUGACCUGCAGAGGUGGAAACUCAUUGGAUUGCAAAGAGUAGCCUCCCCUGUGGGCUCCAGCAUGCUUUACUCACUGUCCCGCUACAGUCGCUACAUCUCCAUCCUGGAUGCUGACCAGAAGACCUUGCGCUGUCCGCCGUAUCGUGGCCAACUCCUCGCCAACAUAGCCGACCACCGCACUUACAUCCGCCGUGGCUCCACCUACUUCCUUCACUUACAGAGCACCCUCUGUCACAUGGCAGCCAGGGCCUUCCUGUUUACCUUCACCCACCACCUCCACCUGCCGGUCAGCCCCACGGAGGGGCCCGAGGUCGUGGAGGGCCGACGCCGCUGCUUCCUGCAGGAGCAGCUGGGGCUGGGAGAGGAGGACAGCCAAAUACUGCUCUACCUCAGCCAGCUCAUCACUCAGCAGUACCUACAGCCCGACACCGGGAGCAGUGCAGCAGCACCUUGUUUUAGUUUUAAUUACACCACCAGCGUUUUAUACAAAAUCUGAUACUGGGGCGAGGAUUCCCACACACGUUUUAUCAGAAAUCAUCUUUGACCCUUUGGUUUUUAAAGGUGAUCUUAUAAAGGUCUACGGCUAUUUUAGUUUCAGGACAAACUCUGCACUGGUUAUUGUUUUAUCUGUGUAAUCUCUCUCUGCCUUGCUGUCUAUUUCUCUGGUCUCUCCCUUUCCUCUGUGCGCAGGAAACAGGAGACAGAGUGAGUUGUGAAUGUCAGUGAGUGGGUUCACUUUGCCUGUGUUUGGUUCACAGGUUGACCCUUACAAACACACAUAACAGAGCAGACGAAAGUCGGCUCUGCUUAUUUUCCUUUUAGUCAUUUGUGUGUUUUUCACCUCCACUGAAAAAAAAUGUUACCUACAAAGGCUUGUUGAAAAGGAUAGUUCAGAUUUUUUAAAGUAGGGUUGUAAGAGGUACUUAUCCAUAGUCAUGUUAUUACCGACAGUAGAUGGCGGUCGGCAGAACGUAUUUUAGCCACCUAAAAGAAAUAUGUAUCACUUUAAAUGUACAUUAUAUUUAGAAUAUUUUCUCUGUUUGCUCUAUUCAAAGCCACCAAACUCCAUUGAAAAAUACAGUAACUUUAGGUUGCAGAACACAGGAGUAACUGCUUUACUACUGCUUCAAUCGGUUACUUUGUUUGUGUUAUUUUGUGACUUUGGAUAAUCCGAACUAACCCUUUAAAACACUAAAGUCACACAAUAACACAAACAAAGUAACUGAUCGAGGCAGCAGUAGACCAGCAACUCCUGUGCUCUGUGAAGUAAAAUCACUUGUUUUAUCAAAGGGGUCUGGUGGGUUUGAAGAGAGCAUAAAUAAUGGCCUCAGUUCCUUGUCAGAAAUCGCUGUUUAACAGCAAUGUUUAUUAUAUCAAAACCCUGCCCACAGUCGUACAUACACCGAUCAGCCGCAACAUUAAAAUCACAAACAGGUUCACUGGAACAACAUUUAUCAUCUUGUUACAGUACAACGUUCUGCUAGGAAACCUUUGGCUCUGACAUCCAUGUAGAUGUCACCUGACACGCUCCACCCUCUCAAACACCACUGCAGACCAAGUAUGCCCCUUCACGGCAACAGCAGGCCCCCCAGCAGGACAGUGUACGUCACACUGCCAAAACUGUUCAGCAUUGGGUUGAGGAAUGUAACAAAGAGCUCAAGACGUCAACCUGGCCUCCAAAUUAGCCAGAUACCGAUCUGAUCGAGCAUCCGUGGGACGUGCUGGUACCCCACCUUGCAACCCAUAGGACUCAAAGGAUACGCUGCAAGCGCCUUGGUGCCAGAUACCACAGAACAACCCCUAGAGGUCCUGUAUCCAUGCCAAUCAGUUUGGGAUCUAGGGAGAUUGGAGGCCAGGUUGGCGCCUUGAGCUCUUUGUCACAUUCCUUGGGCCAUUCCUGAGCAGUUUUUGCAGUGUGCCAUGGUGCAUUGUCCAGCUGUGGGGGCCAUUGCCAUAAAGGGGUGUACUUGGUCUGUGGUGGUGUUUGAGUGGAUGGUGUGUAUCAAAUAGCAUCCACAUGAAUGCUAGGACCAAAGGUUUCCCAGUAGAACAUUGCAUUGUAACAAGAUGAUCGAUGUUAUUGACUUCAUCUGUCAGUGGUCAGUGCUCCAGCUCUUCAAACUAGGGUCACGCCAGUUGCCAUCUACUGUGGGUAAUACAGUACUACCUCACACAACCCCACUUAAAAAAAAUCCAAACUAUUCCUUUAAGGUCAGUCUCCCCACCCCUCCUAACACACACACACACACACGCACACACACACACACACAUACA